Molecule: messenger RNA, 5642 nt
Organism: Drosophila virilis
Lineage: Eukaryota; Metazoa; Arthropoda; Insecta; Diptera; Drosophilidae
Gene: prc
Product: pericardin
Biological process (GO): larval heart development; cell adhesion involved in heart morphogenesis
Cellular component (GO): extracellular matrix
Source: RefSeq, a predicted model, not a curated record
GAACUUUACGUCUCCAUGCUCUGGCGUCGUUACGUUAUUCGCAAUCCAGCAGUUGUCGCGUUCGGCUGCAGAUCGGAACUUAAAUUUGGAUCCUACACGCAAAGGCGAAGAAUUUGCUGGGUCUAUUCUCUUCGAGCAGGCGUUUCCAAUUGGAUUCAAAUUAGAUUUAUUGAAAUGUUGCCCUUUCGAUGGGGCCUGCUGCUUGGCAUGGUGCUGCUCAUAGCAUACACAAAUGGAGCGGCCAUAGAUCAAUCAUCUAUGGAUGAUGAUGCCGAGCUGACUCCCCUGACUGAAUUAGAGCGAACCAAAAGAAGCGGCAGAGGCUAUGUCCGUGGACAAACACAGUCUCAGUACUUAAACUUUGGCAAGCCCGAACAGGAUGGCAAGGCUGAGGCGGAGGCUAAUGAGAGUGGUUCACGUUCAACUGUUUCUGGUAGCCAUGGCAUGGGACAAGCCCAGAGUCAAUUCUCUGGUGGAGAUUGUAGCGGAUGCUCCGGAUAUCAUGCGGAAUACCCAGGUUCUGUCGGCACAGCUUUGUAUCCAAGUGGUCCUAGCGUCGAUGGUGCCGCUUCUCUUGUUCCAGGUCGCAUCGGCAGGCCUGAUGCUAUAAUUAGUCUUCCAGGCUCUGGCGAAGCUGGUGCUACGGCUGGAGGACAGCCAGGAUCUGUUGCUGGUCAGCCUGGCUAUGGAACACAGCCUGGAGGAUAUAAUCAGUUUGGCAUUGGUGGUGUACAGCCGGGUUACGGAACAGAUGGGCAACCUGGAACUGGAACGGGACGGCCAGGUGCUCAGUCGGGAGCUACCGGACAGCCCGGUGUUCAACCUGGUGCAGGAGGUCAACUUGGCGCUCAGCCUGGAAUAGGAGGCACUCAACCCGACUAUGGAGGUGGUGGUCACCCUGGGUAUCGUGGUUCGCAGCCCGGUUCUGGUGUUGGUAAGCCCACCGAUGGAGUCAGAAGACAACCUGAUGUUCAGCCCAAAUCUGAUGGCAUUCAGCCUGGUUACGGAGCACAGCCUGGAAGCGGCGGUAGCCAGCCUGGGUACGUAACUCAGAAUGGAGCAGGAGGACAGCCGGGAACUGACGCCAGUCAGCCCGGCUAUGGUACCCAAUCAGGAACAAGUGGACAGCCGGGUAUCGGUGGCACUCAACCUGGAUACGGAACUCAAACUGGAUCAAGAGGACAGCCAGGAAUAGGUCAGCUUGGCUAUGGAACCCAACCAGGAAUAGAUGGACAUGGGACAGGAGGACAACCCGGAACUGACGCUAGUCAGCCCGGCUAUGGUACCCAACCAGGAACUACUGGACAGCCGGGAACCGGUGGCAUUCAACCUGGAUACGGUACUCAGCAUGGACUGCCUGGCAUUGGCGGUGGUCAGCCUGGAUACGGUACACAGCCUGGCGUGGGGGUCCAUCAUGGAAUUGGCGGCGGGCAACCUGGAAUUAGCAGUGGUCAGCCAGGUUAUAUCUCUCAACCUGGAGCAGGGGGACAUCCUGGAAUCGGAGGUUCUCAGCCAGGAUACGGCACUCAACCUGGAGUAGGAGCUUACCCUGGAAUAGUCGGUGGACAGACUGGAACUGGUGGCGGUCAGCCAGGAUACGGUGUUCAGCCUGGAGUAGGAGGCCAGCCAGGAAUCGGAGGUGGUCAGCCUGGAUACGGGUCCCAACCUGGAGCAGGAGGACAGCCAGGAAUCGGAGGUGGUCAGCCUGGAUACGGACCCCAACCUGGAGCAGGAGGACAGCCGGGAAUAGGAGGUGGUCAGCCUGGAUACGGAUCUCAGCCAGCAAUCGGAAGUGGUCAGCCUGGAUACGGAGCACAUCCUGAAGCAGGGAGAGUAAUCGGAAUUGGUGGCGGACAGCCUGGCUAUGGAACUCAAUCUGGAGCAGGUGGACAGCCCGGUUUGGGUGGUGAUCAGCUUAGAUACGGAACUCAGCCUGGAGCAGGACGACAGCCUAGCGGUGGUCAGCCUGGAUACGGUACUCAGCCUGGAUCUGGAUCACAUCCUGGAAUAGGCGGUGGACAGCCUGGUUACAGUACUCAGCCUGGAGCUGGGUCACAACAACCUGGAUUUGGUGGUAUUCAGCCUGGAAUUGGCGUUGGUCAGCCUGGCUAUGGUGCCCAACCUGGAGCAGGGGGACAGCCAGGAAUCGGAGGUGGUCAGCCUGGAUACGGGUCCCAACCUGGAGCAGGAGGACAGCCAGGAAUCGGAGGUGGUCAGCCUGGAUACGGGUCCCAACCUGGAGCAGGAGGACAGUCAGGAAUCGGAGGUGGUCAGCCUGGAUACGGGUUCCAACCUGGAGCAGGAGGACAGCCAGGAAUCGGAGGUGGUCAGCCCGGAUACGGAACUCAACUGGUACCAGGAAGACAGGCUGGAGUUGGCGGGGAUCAGCUUGGAUACGGAUCUUUGCCAGAAGCACGGCAAUCAGGAAUUACAGGUGGUCAGCCUGGAUACGGAUCUCAGCCAGCAAUCGGAAGUGGUCAACCCGGAUAUGGAACUCAGCCUGGUGUUGGAGGACAAACCGGAACUGCCGGACAGCCUGGCUAUGGUGCUCAACUGGGAGUUGGUGGACAGCCUGGAAUUGGCGGUGGAUACGGAACGCAACCUGGUGCAGGAGGACAGCCCGGUAUUGGAGGUAGUCAGCCGGGCUAUGGUACGCAACCAGGAAUUGGGGGACAGCCUGGAAUUGCCGGUGGAUACGGAACUCAGCCUGGAGCAGGAGGACAACCUGGUAUUGGAGGUAGUCAGCCAGGCUAUGGUACGCAACCAGGAGUUGGGGGGCAGCCUGGAUACGGAACGCAACCUGGUGCAGGAGGACAGCCGGGUAUUGGAGGUACGCAACCAGGAAUUGGGGGACAGCCUGGAAUUGCCGGUGGAUACGGAACUCAGCCUGGAGCUGGAGGACAGCCCGGUAUUGGAGGUAGUCAGCCAGGCUAUGGUACGCAACCAGGAGUUGGGGGGCAGCCUGGAUACGGAACGCAACCUGGUGCAGGAGGACAGCCCGGUAUUGGAGGUAGUCAGCCGGGCUAUGGUACGCAACCAGGAAUUGGGGGACAGCCUGGAAUUGCCGGUGGAUACGGAACUCAGCCUGGAGCAGGAGGACAACCUGGUAUUGGAGGUAGUCAGCCAGGCUAUGGUACGCAACCAGGAGUUGGGGGGCAGCCUGGAUACGGAACGCAACCUGGUGCAGGAGGACAGCCCGGGAUUGGAGGUACGCAAGCAGGAAUUGGGGGACAGCCUGGAAUCGCCGGUGGAUACAGAACACAACCUGGCACAGGAGGACAGCCCGGCAUUGGAGGUAGUCAGCCGGGCUAUGGUACGCAACCGGGAAUUGGGGGACAGCCUGGAGUUGCCGGUGGAUACGGAACUCAGCCUGGAGCAGGAGGACAACCUGGUAUUGGAGGUAGUCAGCCAGGCUAUGGUACGCAACCAGGAGUUGGGGGGCAGCCUGGAUACGGAACGCAACCUGGUGGAGGAGGACAGCCCGGUAUUGGAGGUACGCAACCAGGAAUUGGGGGACAGCCUGGAAUCGCCAGUGGAUACGGAACUCAGCCUGGAGCAGGAGGACAGCCCGGUAUUGGAGGUAGUCAGCCGGGCUAUGGUUCGCAAUCAGGAGUUGGGGGGCAGCCUGGAAUUUCCGGUGGAUACAGAACUCAGCCGGGAGCAGGAGGACAGACAGGUGGUCAGGUUGGUUAUGGAACCCAGCCUGGAGCUGCUGGAACGCAUAUUGGCUACGGAACUCAACCAGGUAUAGGAGGACAGCCUGGAAUAAGCGGAGGUCAGCUCGGAAUUGGCAGUCAAAUUGGUGGUCAGCCAGGAAUAGUUACUACUCCGUCUGGAGUUGGUGGUGGGCAAUUCGGCUACGGAACUCAACCUGGCAUUGGAGCUCCAUCUGGAGUUGGUGGAGGCCAAAUUGGUGCUCCUGGACGUUAUACAGAUGCCGCAACUGGCUUAGGAGCGGUCACUGUACCUGGGGCUGCUGGCACAGGCGGUGUUGACGAUGCCUUCUCGCAAGCUGAGUCCGCUAUUGGCGACGGCCAAGCAUCGGCUAGCGCCCAGGGCAAGAAGAAUGGAGGUACUGCUAAGACGCAAGUAUCUGGCGCCUACAGCAAGGGCAGCUCGUUCAGCGCCAGCGCAAUGACCUCUGACGCAGAUCGUACUGCGAGCGCACAAGUAACAGGCAAUGAAGAUGGUGCAAUGAGUCAGUCUCAGGGCUCUGGCGGUCCUUCCCAAUCCCAAGCUCAAGUCCAACUUAAUGCUAAGGAUGGCGGCACUAAGGCCUCUUCACAGAGCGGCGGUAUCAUACACCAGAGCCAGAGCGAGGUGCAGGCCAAUGAUAAAGGCGGCCUGGCUGAUGCACAAUCCAGCGGACCAGGUCAGACUUCAUCGCAAGCACAAAUCGGCUUCCGUCCUGGUCAGGACACUAGUUCAGCAGCUGCAUCAGGUGGUGGACAAGCGUCGGCACAGUCAGGCAGUCACUCAGGACAGAGUCAGUCCCAGAUACACGGCACAUCCAGCUUUGGCGUCUCGUAUCAUGGUGCCGCACAAUCUGCAUCGGGAACGAAGGAACAAGUGGCCACGUAUCGCGAACAGAACAGGGAGCUAUUUAAUACAAUUAGUCAGUUCGGCAAUACUGGAAACGCUGUUACCGAUCGGGUUGACGCCGUUUUUAGCGGCCCAGCAAUUGCUUCCGAAUCUGAUAUACCAGAGAUUCAGUUGAAAUCCUCAAAGACGAGCAAAGAGCUCAGUGACAAAGGUGAAAGCAAUAAGCUGGGUCAACCACAGCCCACAAUUACCGACGAUGAGGAAGCAGAGGAUGACGAGGAACCGUAUGAUGAAUAUGACGAGGAGGAUUACUACAACGAAAAGCCAGUGAAACUCGAAGAAAGUCCCCCAACUGCUAGCCAGACCAAAAACCAGGAGCCCGGCGCAGCACCAGCACCUGUGGCUGAACCCAUCACCUAUAGGCAAUCAUCUCCCACUCAAAAUCAGCAGGCCGUGGUAGCCAACCCGAACGCUGGCCAGUAUCGAGUAGUGCAGAAUCAAAACGGACGUGUUAAUACAUAUCCCGUCCGCACCACCACCGAAUCUGUGCCCAGUGGCUUCCGCGGCACGGUGAAUGUGGAAAAGAAGUUCCACACAAAAGCACUGGAGCUGCACAGCACCAACAAGAAGGUGGACAUCAGUGCCGAGGAGGACGAUAGUAAGGUAGCUGACGAGGGCGCCCACAAGCCACGUGCACCAGACAGCUAUGUGACAGUCACCAAGUCAGUGACUGGCAGCAUGGACAAUUCGAAGAACCCGCCACAGGAGAACAAAAACUUCCAGUCCACAUACUAUACGAAGUCGUCAACGUGCGGCUACUUUACCUUCUCCUGCAAUAUUGUCUACGGUGCGAAUGGACGCAGUAAAAUCUGUCGUCCCAAGGCGCCGUCUAACGGCAAGUGCUAAGGAUGCCAUCAGCAGUUGAAUGGGGCUCAAAUUGUAAUCACAUAUAGCUAACCAAUAACCUGUUUGUAUUUGACGCACUUAAGCAUUUAAGUUUUUGCUACUAAUUUAAGAGUCUUACUGCCAUUUUUUUACUUCGUACACCGAUUGAAAUUGUAAUUAAUAUUUAAUAAUAACCAAGACACACUGCCGUGAAA